UACAAGCUGAUGACCCCUUGUGCAAGUCUGUUAUUGUUGGAAUAUUUGAAAUCAAUAUUGCGUUUUAAAGGGAGACAGCGAAGUGUCGCGCUUUGUACAAUGACUGACGUUAUGCCAGGGUUAUCCACCGAUCCUAAAUGUGCGCCGAGUCUCCGCAAGUCGAAUCUUGAGAAGCUUCCCCCGGGUGAACUGAAGCUCGAAAGAAGAAUGCCGAACAUCAAGGUUUUCAGCGGCACCUCGCAUCCGGACCUUGCCCAGCGGAUCGUCGAUCGUUUGGGCAUCGAUUUGGGAAAAGUGGUCACCAAAAAAUUCUCGAACUUGGAGACAUGCGUCGAAAUCGGCGAGUCCGUACGCGGAGAAGAUGUCUACAUCGUGCAAUCGGGAAGCGGAGAAGUCAACGACAAUCUCAUGGAGCUGCUGAUCAUGAUUAACGCCUGUAAAAUAGCGUCGGCGAGCCGUGUGACUGCCGUCAUUCCGUGCUUCCCUUACGCCAGACAGGACAAGAAGGACAAGAAUGCAGGUCAGAGUGAGAAAGAAAAUAAAGUGGAAAAAUGGAAGAAUAUCGAAUGGAAAUUCAGGAGCCGCGCCCCAAUCUCCGCCAAAUUGGUCGCCAACAUGCUCUCGGUGGCCGGAGCCGAUCAUAUCAUCACCAUGGACCUGCACGCCUCCCAGAUCCAGGGCUUCUUCGACAUACCGGUCGACAAUCUGUACGCCGAGCCGGCCGUUCUCAAAUGGAUCAAGGAAAACAUAGCUGAAUGGAGGAACAGCAUUAUCGUGUCGCCGGACGCUGGCGGUGCCAAGCGUGUCACCUCCAUAGCGGACAGAUUGAACGUCGAGUUCGCCCUGAUCCACAAGGAACGUAAGAAGGCCAACGAAGUCGCGUCCAUGGUUCUGGUCGGUGACGUGAAGGACAGAGUGGCCAUUUUGGUCGACGACAUGGCAGACACCUGCGGCACAAUUUGUCAUGCGGCCGAAAAACUGACAGAAGCCGGCGCCACCAAGGUGUACGCCAUCCUUACCCACGGCAUCUUCUCCGGACCGGCUAUAAACAGGAUAAACAACGCCUGUUUCGAGGCGGUGGUCGUUACGAAUACCAUUCCCCAGGACAGACACAUGAAGGACUGCUCCAAAGUUCAGUGCAUCGACGUUUCGAUGAUGUUUGCAGAGGCUGUUAGACGUACGCACAAUGGAGAGUCUGUGUCAUAUCUAUUUUCCAAUGUUCCUUAUUAGUACGAUUUAUUUUUCGCAUUUUAAUUUAAUCGUAAUUUUUUUAUAUAAAGUAAUUUUAUAUUAUAUUGUUGAUUUAUAAUUAUGAAACUAAUAAUAAUUACGUUUUAGAA
Messenger RNA from Aethina tumida (small hive beetle), 1340 nucleotides. It is a transcript of the gene Prps, whose product is annotated as ribose-phosphate pyrophosphokinase 1. NCBI's taxonomy places the organism in Eukaryota, Metazoa, Arthropoda, Insecta, Coleoptera, Nitidulidae. The coding region runs from base 10 to 1230 and encodes 406 amino acids. Gene Ontology annotation, biological process: 5-phosphoribose 1-diphosphate biosynthetic process; purine nucleotide biosynthetic process; ribonucleoside monophosphate biosynthetic process. Gene Ontology annotation, molecular function: magnesium ion binding; ribose phosphate diphosphokinase activity. The transcript has 7 exons. Gene Ontology annotation, cellular component: ribose phosphate diphosphokinase complex; cytoplasm. The record is from RefSeq and is a predicted model, not a curated record.